Messenger RNA from Microthlaspi erraticum, 387 nucleotides. The record is from the annotation of a GenBank genome assembly. NCBI's taxonomy places the organism in Eukaryota, Viridiplantae, Streptophyta, Magnoliopsida, Brassicales, Brassicaceae.
AUGACUCUGCGAGGAGGCUUUCCGCUUCUCUGCCAGCAGUUCACGGCGUUGUUCAAGAAGAAUCUUCUGCUAACAUGGCGGAGCAAGAGAGCCACGUUUCUUCAGCUCUUCUCUUCGUUUUUCUUGAUCCUUCUCAUCUUCUGUAUCCAAGAAGCGAUGGAGGCGAACGACGAAACCUCGGCGUCGCACACAAGUGUCACCGAUCCCAAGGCAUUAGCCUCGCCUCCGAUUCCGCCUUGUGAGGAUAAGUUUUUCGUGAGACGCCCCUGCUUCGACUUCGUGUGGAGUGGGAACCAGAGCCGUCGAGUGACUGACAUUGUCUCUGCAAUUAUGGCCAACAAUCCCGGACGACCAAUUCCGAGCGAAAAGGUUUUUCUAUUUGUCUAG